AUGAUGAGUAAAUAUUCUAAAGUUUCUAAGGCGGUUCGCAUGAACUUUUCCCGUCAAUUGCAUGCCUCCAACGCUGCUUGCAAGAGUUUUGCUUCGCAACCAGAUGCCUCAUCUUCCUCAGUUACUGGCAAGUUCAUCGACGACGUCACCAAACCAUACACAGUCACCACUUACGCCCGUCCUAACUUGGUUAUUGCACGUGGAAAAGGCUCCUAUUUGUAUGACCUCGAGGACAGAGAGUACGUGGACUUCACCGCAGGUAUUGCUGUGACCUGUUUGGGCCACUCCAAUGAGGAAGUGUCCAAGAUCAUUGCUAAGCAGUCACAGACAUUGAUGCACUGCUCCAACCUUUACUACAACCUUCCUGCGGGAGAGUUGGCCAACAAGUUGGUUGCUAAGACCGUUGAUGCCGGUGGAAUGUCUGAUGCCCAGAGAGUGUUCUUGUGCAACUCUGGUACUGAGGCCAACGAGGCUGCAUUGAAGUUUGCAAGAAAAUACGCCAAGUCUAAGAGCGAAGAAAAGAUUGAAAUCAUUGCUUUUGAAAACGCCUUCCACGGAAGAACCAUGGGUGCAUUGUCAGUCACAGCCAAUCCCAAGUACCAGAAGCCAUUUGCUCCAUUGAUUCCUGGAGUCCACACUGCAAGCACCAACGACAUUGAGACUGUCAAGAAAGUUAUCAGCAAGGAGAAGACUGCAGCUGUGAUCAUCGAGCCUAUCCAGGGAGAGGGAGGUGUCAACGCAGUGGAUGAGACAUUCUUGGUGGAGUUGAAGAAGCUCUGUGAUGAGAACGACGUUGUCCUCAUCUACGACGAGAUUCAGUGUGGUUUGGGCAGAACCGGCCAGUUGUGGGCCCAUUGUAACUUGCCAAAGGAGGCACACCCAGAUAUCUUGACCAUGGCCAAGGCUUUGGGUAAUGGUUUCCCCAUUGGAGCCGUGAUGAUCAGCGAAAAGAUCGAAAAUGCAUUGGAGGUUGGAGACCAUGGUACCACCUACGGAGGAAACCCAUUGGCGGCCUCUGUGGGAUCUUAUGUGGUUGAUCAGGUUAGUGAUGCUGAGUUCUUGAAGCAGGUGCAAGCCACUGGAGACAAGUUUGUGAAGUCGUUGUCGGCAAUCGCUGAGAAGUACCCAGAACAUAUCGAGAAGGUCAAGGGUAGAGGACUCUUGUUGGGAUUGCAGUUCAAGCCGGAGACUGACAUCAAUGCCAUAGUUCUUAAGUGUAGAGAGUACGGGUUGCUUGUUAUUACUGCUGGAGGCAAUGUGAUUCGGUUGGUUCCAGCGCUCAAUAUUCCCGAUGAGGCUACUAGCAAAGGUAUUGAGAUUUUGGAGAGGGCGAUCUCUGAGGUUGUUGUUUAA
Molecule: messenger RNA, 1353 nt
Organism: Sungouiella intermedia
Lineage: Eukaryota; Fungi; Ascomycota; Pichiomycetes; Serinales; Metschnikowiaceae
Source: the annotation of a GenBank genome assembly